Molecule: messenger RNA, 754 nt
Organism: Lathyrus oleraceus (garden pea)
Lineage: Eukaryota; Viridiplantae; Streptophyta; Magnoliopsida; Fabales; Fabaceae
Product: ethylene-responsive transcription factor ERF039
Exons: 1
Coding region: 63-638 (191 amino acids)
Biological process (GO): regulation of DNA-templated transcription
Molecular function (GO): DNA-binding transcription factor activity; DNA binding
Source: RefSeq, a predicted model, not a curated record
UAGUACCCACCACAUUUAUCAUUCACUCCACUCCACACUCCCUCUUGUCAUCUCCGAAAAACAUGGAACAAAUUCAUGUCCCUUUAGAAAACGAAAUUCAACUAACCACUUCCAUUUCUUCUUCUUCCUCUUCCUCCAUUGAAGAUAACAACAAAACCAAACCCAAAGGUGAUGGAAAACACCCUUUAUAUCGUGGAGUUCGAAUGCGUCAUUGGGGUAAAUGGGUUUCGGAAAUUCGAGAGCCCAAGAAAAAAUCCAGAAUCUGGCUCGGCACUUUCCCGACUCCAGAAAUGGCGGCCCGAGCACACGACGUUGCGGCCCAAGCCAUCAAAGGUAGUUCGGCUUACCUUAACUUCCCCGAAUUAGCUGACCAACUUCCACGCCCGGCUACUAAUUCUCCUAAGGAUAUUCAAGCCGCCGCCGCAAAAGCAGCUUCUAUGGAGGCCCAAGACUUAAAAGGAUUGUUAACUGAGGAGGAUGACACGUUUUAUGACCUCCCUGAUCUGUUACUCGAUUCAAAUAAGAAUUCAAGUGAGCUUCAUUACUCUUCUAUCUCUGAGCCGUGGCUCCUGGCUGGAGCUGAACAUCCAAGCUCGGGCUUUGGGAUGGAUGAGCCUUUCCCGUGGGAGUCAUACUAAUUUUGUUAAAGGAUAAGUUAUUUACUCAUGUUAUAGUUUUACCAUGUAUAUUAAAAUAAUUAUAAUAAGAUAAUAUAUUUUUUAAAUUAAAUUUAUUAUCUUUUUCUGUGAUGUUA